CCCGACCGAGGAGGAGACGGACUUGGGAAAAGCAGCUCGUCCUAAACUCGAUAGCUGCAUUAGCUACACGGAUUAACGGCAGCUUUAGUGGUUAUUGCUAACAUAUGAUAGUGUUUCCACUUGUUCAUUCGAGUCAUUUGGACGGGGGAAGGUUGUUUGGCUCACUUUGGAGCAGCGGAGGGAGCCUGGUAAUCGGUUGUUUCCCUGUUGGAGCGGACGGAGCUGUGGUUGUGGCCGGCCAGCCCCGCCGGACUGUCGGACCAAACUGAGGCUUCCACACGGAAUAGAACAACAGCAAUACACGUUUUGAACCUCCCCUUUCUUCACUGGGAGAUUUGAAAUGCUAUUUUCAACGCCGUUUUGACGCUUUUUAAAGCUAUGCGACGGAGCUUGUCGAUGAGAAGUUUGAUUGGAGAGCCAAGUGCGCUCGAUUUUCAGUCCGAUGGAUGUUCGCCCUGCCCGGCUGUGGCUCGGCUCGCUGCUCCGCUGCUCUCACAAUAACAGGUCAAACAGCACCAGGCACAGGUGAACACGUCUGCUCAUAACAAUGCUGCACACCUGGCAAGUACAUGACAGCUCAGGCUUCAAUGCCAACAAGUCGCCCUCCAUUGCUGGUCUGUAAACCUGGAAAUACCUCCAACCAUCCCCUCCUCUUCGUCACCCCCUCCUCUUCCUCCCUUCUUCUUUUUUUGGACUACUAAGGCUUGCAUUACCUGGGAUAUUGUGGAUUUAGAUUCAAUACUGACAUUUUUAAAGAUGUCCUUUUUGCAGAGACAGUGCUCUCUGGAGCAAGACAUUUAAUUUGACUCUUGAAUUUUUAGAUUUUUUUUGUUGUGGGAAUUCUUUUUGUUUUUUUAUUCUCUUUCUAGUCAGAGGAUCAGAUUCGGAUGGAAAAUGGGAGACGCCACCAAACUGGCCUUCGCCGUUUUCCUCAUCUCCUGCUCUUCAGGUGCCAUCCUGGGACGCUCGGAGACGCAGGAGUGCGCCUAUUACAACUCCAGCUGGGAGAAGGAGCGCACCAACCGCAGCGGCAUCGAGCCCUGCUAUGGCGAUAAAGACAAGCGGCGGCACUGCUUCGCCACAUGGAAGAACGUCUCCGGUACCGUGGAGAUCGUCAAGCAAGGCUGCUGGCUGGACGAUGUCAACUGCUACGACAGUAACGAGUGUGUGGAGAGGAAGGAGAGCCCUGACGUUUUCUUCUGCUGCUGUGAAGGCAAUAUGUGCAACGAGAGGUUUCUGUACGCCCCUGAAGCGCCCCCACAGAGCGACCCGCACCAUUCAACCGCCUACACCACCUCCAACCCCUUUUCCCAGAAGCCUCAGCUCUUCAGCACCCUGCUUUACUCCCUGGUUCCCAUCAUAGGCCUGGCCGCCGUCGUCCUCUUCUCUUUUUGGAUGUGGAGACAUCACAAACUGGCCUACCCAGCGGCCCUUGUCCCCACACAUGAUCCCGGGCCCUCACCCCCUUCCCCCAUUUUGGGACACAAACCGCUACAGCUGAUUGAGGUCAAAGCCAGGGGGCGCUUUGGGUGUGUGUGGAAGGCCCAGCUGCUCAACGAAUUUGUGGCUGUUAAGAUCUUCCCAAUUCAGGACAAGCUGUCUUGGCAGAAUGAAUAUGAGAUCUUCAGCGUGAGCGGCAUGAAGCACGACAACAUCCUCCACUUUAUCGGUGCGGAGAAGAGGAACAACAACCUGGACCUUGAGCUGUGGCUCAUCACCUCCUACCACGAGAAGGGCUCAAUGACAGACUACCUGAAGGCCAACGUGGUGUCCUGGAACGAGCUGUGUCACAUCGCUCAGACAGCAGCGCGCGGCUUGGCCUACCUCCACGAAGACAUCCCUGGACAUAAAGACGGACACAAACCCUCCAUCGCUCACAGGGACAUUAAGAGUAAGAACGUGCUGUUGAAGACUAACCUGACAGCCUGCAUAGCUGACUUCGGCCUUGCCCUGCAGUUUGAGGCGGGAAAAUCAGCAGGAGACACACACGGACAGGUGGGGACGCGGCGCUACAUGGCUCCCGAAGUCCUGGAGGGCGCCAUCAACUUCCAGCGUGACUCCUUCCUGCGCAUCGACAUGUACGCCUUCGGCCUCCUCCUCUGGGAGCUCGCGGCGCGGUGCACCGCCGCUGACGGCCCAGUGGAUGAGUACAUGCUCCCGUUUGAGGAGGAGGUGGGUCAGCAUCCAUCUCUGGAGGACAUGCAGGAGGUCGUCGUUCAUAAGAAACUGCGGCCCAUUCUGCGAGACUGCUGGCAGAAACACGCGGGUCUCGCCAUGCUCUGCGAAACCAUCGAGGACUGCUGGGACCACGAGGCCGAGGCUCGCCUGUCCGCCGGCUGCGUCGAGGAGCGCAUCGGCCAAAUGCAGCGCCAAGCCCCCGUCAUCGGCCCCGAGGAGAUCGUCACCGUUGUCACCAUGGUGACCAAUGUGGACCUCCCGCCCAAGGAGUCCAGCUUAUGAUCGGCCAACCGACCCGAGCCAGCAGAAACACGGAUCAACACGAGAGGGGAUGAACGGCCGACCCUGGUUGGUUGGCGUAGUGUUUUUUUUGUUCUUUCUCUCCGUUUUUAUCUUUUUCUUUUUUUUUUUCUUUAAGUGCGGGCCGCUACUCGCGUUCAGGAAACACCCUGCGCCCACCUCACCACAUCAGUCGAUAUCCACCUCAUUUUGAUAUGUGUGCCUGAGGAUUUUAACAUUUUAACGGUCGAAACUUUCUCAUCCCGAGCAAACGAUUCAGGAUACGACGAUGACGGAUGACGUCACCGAGUGACAUUGCUGACAUGCUGGGACGACGACACUCAACAAACACUUUUAUCAUGUAUUGUUUUUAUAUACAUAUACAUACACACACAACACACACACACACACACACACACAUAGGAGGGAGGGCGACUUGUUCUGCUCGGUUUUCUACAGAGAGAGAAAAUCUGGCAGAGAAAUCUCACAGAACUCUCAGUGCAUUUUAGUGUUAAAAAAAAAGAAAAAAAAAAGAUGAGCACCUGGCUCUCGAUACAUUUGCUGUUUUCUCGUGUGCGUUUUUCUGAAGAAAUGACUAUCGUUCUGCCAAUAAGCAACGGCUUCUGAAUGUUUAUAGUGUAAUGCUGCUGUACAUAGUGUAUUAUGGACCCAGACACCUUGGUAAUCAAGCUUAUUGUAAAAGGGGUGAGGGGGAAGGGGGGAGGGGGGUCCAUUUUCAAGCAUUACGACGAUAAAAACCAUAAACCUCCUUCAACCAGGUAUACCUCAGUUCAGAUGGACACAGUUUAAAUUAGUCCCUCUCCCUUUUCACAGUCAUAGCUCACACUUUCCACAAACCUCGGCUCUUCACGACAUCCAAACAAUCUGCUGUCAGCCGUGACGCUCAUGGGUAAUGUAGUCAGCAAAGCCUCGAUACACACACAUGGCCAUACACACCGUAAACACAAGUGUUUCUCACUUUUAUCUCCUCCCCUUUCUCAGUUUUUAGUUUUGCUCCACUUUGAUUUUAUUUUGACUGAAUAAUAACUUUCUCCUUUUGUUUGUUUUUUUUGUCUUUGAGAUUUCUUCUGAUAGUGGGUUACAAAAGAAAAAAAGAAGAUGCCCCAUGAUGAAGUUGUCGUGAUUUUUUUCCGUUUUUGGUUUGCCGUGUCAACUGUCAACGGAGUAAUAAUAUCUAUCGCUGACAAGCCUAAUUUUGGCCGUGAGAUCUGGAUAUACAGUAUAUGUAUUUAUAUCUCUCUGGGUUAGUGCUGGGUACCACUGUAUGAUACCUUUUGAUAUUUGGUAUUAAAUCAGAAGGUAUUAACUCAAGAGUGUCUUCUUUUCAAUUCGUGAGAUCAGCAACAUGUGGUCUGAUUGUAUCAAAAAAAAAAAAAAAGCAGAUUAACACCCAACAGUAUGUUUUUUCUGAGGGGUACCCAGCCCUGAUUUGGAAUUAUACCUGUAUUUAGCUGAGCCAGCUUGCUUUUGAUUUGAUUGCACACAUCUUUUUUGGAUUACUAUCAAGCAAGAGUUUCUGCUCUCUUUUGAUACACCUCAGGAAUCUUUGCUACUCACCACCUCCUCACAUCCUCCUCCUCCUCCUCCUCCUCCUCCUCCUCACCUGUCCCGGACUGGAGUACCUCCUCUCUCGCUGAUUCUUACACUUCCCUUCUCUCACUCUCUCUCUCUCUCCGUCGCUCUCUCUUUCUCUCUCCCUCUCUCGCUCUCUCUGUCUUUCUUGCCUCAUCUCUACUUGUAAUGGUUCAGCCAUGCUGUCAAUUCUCAAAAACAGUGUCUAAAUGUCCAAAUUUAAUCUUAACACUAAUUGCCAAUUUCACUUGUUCUGUCUCUAGAACAUGGUCUAAACUUGUCCAGCCCACAUCUUAGUUUGCGUUGUCUAACAAUUUUUAAGCAAACUUUUUAAAUGUCACACAACAUAAAUGUAAAUGAGAACUGAUUAGGAAGCCAAUUGAAGCCAAUAAACUAGGCUACAGUGCAGUCUGACUGACUGGUUUAAGGCGGCCUCUCACGCAGUGUUCUCCUUCCCAUGCGACAUCUCCGCUACCUAUUCUGCAAGGGCUGUAUCGCUGCAUCCUGGGCUAAACGCCGCAUAGGACGAUUGUGAUGUGAUUGUGAUGGUUUAGAAGGCAAUUUACUCCGGUAGCAGAAUGGUAAUCGAUGCAGCCAGGCCCUUUGUUACACAUGGAAGUAGAGGUUGCCAACUUGAUUUAAAACUUUGACCAGCUAACCAAGGUUGGAAAUUAACUUUAAUAUUUAUCUGGAUUCCAAAACCACCACCUAAUUUCCUAAUUAAUGUAAUGUAAAUAGUUCUUCGGGAGUCUGGUUAAAUAGGGCAAUUGUUCUUUUGUUUCAUGCUGUCCAGAGAUAAAGACAGAUGAAAUUAAAAUUCAGCAAGACGUUGACAGCUGAAACAGCUGAUCAUAAAUGUUUGCCACACCUUAACUUAUUUGUCAAAAACAUUGCUAUAUCCCAUUUAUGGCAAAUUGUGCUGAUACAGUUCUUUUUUUAAAUUGAAACACGGCAAGUGUGUCCACUCCUGGCAAACCAAAUAAGAUCAGACUCUAAUCAACUAGUUAUUUAAUUUCUCUGCUGUUUUUAGAACAUCUUUUUAACUAAACAGACUGGAGGUAGACAUUUGUUUAUCUGAAGUUCUCAAGCAACUGAUCAGACCCUUCUAGCUCUGGACAGCUGGCUGGAAGGACACUGAGUCUUAUGUAUGUUUUUGUUCAGACACAACCUGACGAAACUUUACCAGAUAGUGGUAAAUCAAUAAGAUGUAGAAGUUAGGUGUAGAUUUAUGUUCCUCACACAGGGCUAAAAUUAAUUAUUUUGAAAAUCUGUGGACAUAAACUGAGCGAUUGCACGGCUAACUGCAAUUAGAAGAGAUGAGACGAGGAAUCUGUCUUUCUCUCUUUCAUCCUGGUGCCAUUUCUACGUAUCCAUAUUAGUUACUCUUGUAGAUGUCAGGCAAAACGGAUGUAUCUGUCGUUGUUGUGAACGCAGCAAUGGCAUUUUUGAGUCUUUAUUUCUUCUGAGGGACAUUGAACACUGGUGCCGGCAGACCUGCAGUCUCUCCUCAAGCUUUGGGUCGGUUUCACAGGUCUCACAGUUUAAAAUCAAGCAUUUAAAAAAUCAAGUGGUGCGUUUGGAAAUACUAAAAACGUGAAGAUUCUUCUUCCAACCAAACCGUUUCACAUUCAGGGUUCAUAAUUAUGUUUUCUUUAUAACAUGCUUAGCAUUUUAAGCAAACGAUCAAGGAAAUAAAAGCAAAGUAAACAUGUUAAAAAUGAUAAUUUCUGCACAAAAAGCUAACAAUCAAGUCUAUAACUGAGCUAUAUAAAAAAAUCUUGAGUGCUUAAAAGUAUUAUGUGAUAAAAGCUGCCAAACAGCUUAACAUAAACAAUAAAUCGACUAACAAAAGGCACCAAAUAACCAGGAACAAGAAGAACUUAAAAAUAAAGAAUCAUUAAAGUUCAGCAACUGCAAAAGUUCUUUGAGCAUUCUUGUAUUGGCCUCUAAAAAUCGUGAGGAUUCGCUAAAAUCAGCCAGGAAAUGACGGUCAGGUUUAAGAUAUUAUCUCAGCACAUGAUAAGACUAUUGCAACAACAACACAGCAAACCUGAAGGAAGUUAAAGCCAUCUUGUUAUUCACAUACUGUAGCAGGAGUACGAUAUUUGCAUCAAUAUCGCUUCCUUUUGCUGCUACUGUUUUUCUUCAGUUAACUGCUAUUCAAAAAAAAAACAGCCAUUCUUUGUCCAAGGUCCUCAUGAAGCUGAAAUAGUCAGGGACGAUUAUUACUGCAAACCCCAGCAGCCCUUCAAUAAGCACUACCUCACUCGCAGGGAUUUCUUUGGGGUAGAAAGUGUGGCAACUAAACCAAAAUCCAAACCAGGUUCCUUUAACAGAAAAGGGAUUCAAAUUCCUUCAAAAAGUUCAUGAAAUGACGGAAAAGUUCCCAUUUAUUUCUUGGAAUAAACUCCCAUUUCUCCCCAUACAUUUGAGUUGACAAAAUAAGGCUAAAAUGUUUUUUUAUACCAUUAUGCAUUGUCUUUUGUGAAACUUUUCCAUCACUGUACAAGACCGUACAGCAUGCAGACUAGCAUGAACGUAAAGGAAAAACACCAGUAUUACCCUUUUAUGUCCCCAAGUUUGUGUCCAAAAGUGUAAAACUUACAGUAUUUCAGCAGCCAAGUUGAUUUUAAAAACAGCCUCCAAAUGUUGGUUGGUUACCUGCCAAAGUGGCUGGUAGAGUUGACAAACCUAUCAGCCACAGCAAAAAAAUACGUGCCAGCGUUUGGUUGGCGGUCACAUCCCAGUACUGUAGGUAGACGGUGGAACAUCUUCAGUGUUAAACAGCUUUGAGUUUAAACUGCGCUUGAGAAACCGACCCAAACGGACAAAUACCAUUCAGGGAUUCAGUACUAUGCUUUUCUAAGUUCUAGCAAGUUAUAUGCAACCAGUGCCGCAAAUUACCCUACACUUCUGUAGGAUCAGCUGCAGGAGUGACUUUCAAUAUACACACACACAAAUAACUUGUAGCAUUUAAAUUUUUUUUUUUUAUCCGUGACCUUGCAUAUUGAUAUGUUGUAUUUAUUUUUUAAUUUACAGGCCUGAGGUUUCGGGGAUCAGAGCUCAGGUGCAACUCGGAAUAAAGUUGUAAGAGUUGGCACGAUUUAUGGUUGUUGUUGUUCCGGGGUUGGGGGUGGGUGUUCAGUUGUAAUUCAGGAAAUACUUUCAUUAAUUCAAAAAGAAAAGAUAUAAAACUGUAACGUGCUUCUUUCUAUUCAGUCUAUGGACAAAACGACCGAGAAUGAAUGUUCUUCAGACUCCUGGAUUCCAGUAUUUUGUGUACUUUUGGUGGAUUGAGCCCCGGCCCUGUGUAACUUUAGAGGGCUUCGGGUUUGGCUGGUUUCGUGUGAUUGUGACCUGUCGCUGUAGAAAUUAGUAAAACUGACGCGACGCUGAGAUCCAUUCAUACACCUCUUUGGUUGGACAGUUGACAACCUGCUAAAGAUGUGAACCAGUGAUGAACCAGCAGGCUGACUAUACAGUCCAACCAGAAAGAAAAGAACUGUAAAGGAAAUUACUGGGCUUAUUUUGUUUAUUAAUUUUAAAGCAUGACCGUAGGAUUUUAACCUAACAGAACAAAAAAAACACCUCUCCUCCUUGUUGCUUUGGCUCAUCCUCAAAUCCCUUAAUUUUCAAGACAACCCUCUUCAUAAGCUCCUCAGUUCAUCCAAAAAUAAUUUCAUCCUCUGUUUGUCUCAAAUGCUUUGCUAAAGCAACAUUACGUAGAAUAAUUUAUUUAUUUAUUUUGUGAUUUGGCGUCCCUACAAGUCAGUCCAGUCAUUACUGCUGGUAUUACUCUUCCAAAACUCGUUGAAAACUUUGCUAGAAGCCAAACUUACUUACUGAGUCUAACAGCAAGAAGUCCAGCUUGGUGUCUGUCUUGCAGCCUUUUAUGUCUCAAAGCUCUUAAAAAGCCAGUCUGGGAUUACGUUUGGCAGCCUCUUGCUCGGUCACUCUCCUUUUCUUAGCUUCCUCCGUUAACAUCCUUUUCAGUCUCUUGAUUGCAUGACAACAGUGAUGCUUCCCGCUAGUAUUCUUUCCUGCUGCCCUGAUUCCUAAACCUCUUCCUCCCAGCGGUCAAAAGCUCCUGUGCUUGUGGUGUGAACACUAAGAUUCCCCCAGUGCUCGGAGCUCUUACACUUGGCAGCAGUUAGCUUUACUUAGGCAACAAGUUAAGCUUUCUGUCCAUCAGGAUCUGUAAAUCACCGAAAGCCAAGGCAAAGGCAGCUGGAAGACAUCAGAGGGAAAACCAGACAGUAUUUUGUCACCUGCUCCCCAAAGUUACAUUUAACAUAGUGACACAGAGGCACCAUUCUCUCUAUAACAACUCAAAGUAGCUUCCAAAUUAUUUUCAUUUUAAGGUAAAAUAGUUACGUAAAGUUGCUUUAAGGCUAUUGGAGACAGUUUUGACUGCCAUUUUGUCAAACCAAUCAAACCUUUUUGCUUCCCCUCAGGUCUUGCCUAUUUAAUCAAACCUAUUCCAACUCAACUCCUGGUCCGAACAUUGUCAUUUAAAGGUGUAUGAAUGGGUUUCCUCGUCCUGCGGGGUUUACGUUGUUUCUAUCUCGACUUCCUCUAGCCCAGCACCUCACAUUGCUGUGCAUAUAAACUACCAGUGAAACAUUUGUGUCUUGUUGCCCCCCACUAUUUUAAGCAGUCUAGGAUCUGUACAGACAUGAGAACAUAAAUACCUGUAUCAACUAUAUACUCUGAGCUGAAUCUUUAUAAGUGCGUGUUGAACUUCAGUGUUUCCUCUACAUUCAUUUAUAUACUUUUCUUGUGUUUUUGACUCGGCAACAGAGGGCUUGGCCCUCGGCUGCACAGAAAGUUGUCCUUCACUAUGCGAGAAAUAACUUGAGCUUUGUGUAAGCUAAAAGCUAGAGGCUCAUUGGAGUACUUUGUAAAGCAUCCAAGAAAGCACUUAUGGGUUCCUUGGCAGGAAAAAAAAAAGACGAACGUUAAGCCUAGGGGCGUUCCUCAAGGAGCCAACUCGGGUCCCCUGGCAGUUCAAAUUUAAAGAAUCCCUUAAGCUCUUAAAGAUCAGUUGCAAUACUCCAUAUGUGAUAAUGCAAUCAGCCACUACAGGUAUUUUCAUUCCAGCAUCUCAAUCUCCUCCUUUUUCCCACUGUUAGUAAGAAUUUUAGAGGAAACAUUGAACUCCAAUGACCUCGCUGCUAAGACUGUCUUGGCAGCAGGAUAAGUCUGGAUGCCAGGCCUGAAAUUUCUACAGAAGAAAAAAAUACUCCCCAAAAACACUACAAAGCCUUUUUGACCCCCACAUUUCUCAAGGCUCUCGAGUUGCAGCGCUGAUCCAGGAUCUGCCAACGCAACCUCUGAUUGGUAAUGAUGCUUACAGGGUUUCUGGUUUUUGAAAAUUUUCUAAAAUGUUUCUUUCCUCCUGAUACAUGUGACUGUAUGUUUUAUGUUACUGACAAAAAAGAUGUGAAAAAGGAAAGAAACGUCUGGAAUUUCAAACUGGAAAAUGUACGACAAAAACAUCCCACUUGGGGUUUUACCAGCUCCAGGGGUUCUCACCUGACCUCUGACCUUUGACCUCCCAGUGAAGGGACAAGGGAGGAUUAGAAAAAAGAGAAAUACCUUAAAAAAAAAAAAAAAGAAGUGUUAUAGCAGAAAAAAACCCUUCAGAAACCCUGAAUACAUUAUCACAGAGAAGACAAAAUUGAUCCCUGAUCAGCGCUGUGACUCUCGGCUGCUGUUGGCCGGCCAUGGUUUUUAUCAGCUGAAGUGAUCCACGUGAUGUAAAUAAAUGUGUUUUUAGAUUGUGAA
Molecule: messenger RNA, 9837 nt
Organism: Centropristis striata (black sea bass)
Lineage: Eukaryota; Metazoa; Chordata; Actinopteri; Perciformes; Serranidae
Product: activin receptor type-2A
Exons: 11
Coding region: 895-2460 (521 amino acids)
Biological process (GO): activin receptor signaling pathway; cellular response to growth factor stimulus; protein phosphorylation
Cellular component (GO): activin receptor complex; plasma membrane
Molecular function (GO): ATP binding; activin receptor activity; activin binding
Source: RefSeq, a predicted model, not a curated record